Molecule: messenger RNA, 877 nt
Organism: Anguilla rostrata (American eel)
Lineage: Eukaryota; Metazoa; Chordata; Actinopteri; Anguilliformes; Anguillidae
Product: peptidyl-prolyl cis-trans isomerase-like
Exons: 5
Coding region: 129-623 (164 amino acids)
Biological process (GO): protein peptidyl-prolyl isomerization; response to hypoxia; protein folding
Cellular component (GO): intracellular membrane-bounded organelle
Molecular function (GO): peptidyl-prolyl cis-trans isomerase activity
Source: RefSeq, a predicted model, not a curated record
UUCCUUCGUUUGGCCUUAAAUAUUCAUUGCCGUAGGGUUCCAUUUUUUCCUGUUCCAAUUCAAGCGAAGCGUAGCACGGAUCUAAGCUUAACUGCUUCUCCCGAAACCGCAAUCCUGCUAUUUUAAUCAUGUCUAAGCCUAGAGUUUACUUUGAUAUCAGCGCGGGCAGCACCGCGGUCGGCAGGAUUAUCAUGGAGCUGAGAGCUGACGUCGUCCCAAAAACUGCAGAGAACUUCCGAGCCCUGUGCACCGGGGAGAAGGGCUUCGGCUACAAGGGCUCCAGCUUCCACCGCGUCAUCCCCGGUUUCAUGUGCCAGGGAGGGGACUUCACGAACCACAAUGGAACCGGAGGCAAGUCCAUCUACGGCACCAAGUUCGCCGACGAGAACUUCACCUUGAAGCACGGCGGGGCGGGCACUCUCUCCAUGGCCAACGCCGGCCCAAACACGAACGGGUCCCAGUUCUUCAUCUGCACAGCCGAGACCAGCUGGCUGGACGGGAAGCACGUAGUGUUCGGCACUGUGGUGGAGGGUCUUGACGUCGUGAAGAAAGUUGAGACUUACGGUUCCAGCAGCGGCAAGACCAGUGCCAAGAUCGUGGUCACAGAUUGCGGCGAGCUGUGAAAAGGCACUUCCUCACACACCUAUCGGUCCUCUACAUUCCUCAUGGUGGAGAUUUGUCCCCCCUACCCCCCCGCCGCCCCCUGUCCCCCCCCACCCUCAUCCGUCCCUCCUUAAUUUGGUCAUGUCCUUGUCUUAACUAGCUGAAUUUGUGGGCUUGCCUUCUGAGGUUUUUUGUUUUGCAUUUUAGAAGUCCUGCAGGGCUUCAAAUUUGUUUUUCAAAAAUCCGAAAUAAAGGGGAACAAAUUACCUUAAAA